CGUACACAGGUUGACUUUUAUUCAAGUUUCUCCUGAGAUGACCAUGCAAAUAAAUCUAGGGGAAUUUUUUAUAGUUGAAAAGUGAACCUUUUGAAGGUUGUUGAAAAAAAUAAUAUGCACCUUUUCCGUCUUUAACGGGAUGAAAUUUUUCUGUAGGAUUUUUCCUACUGCUUCAAAAUUUUUUGGUUAUUCCAAGAAAACCUGAUGAAGUUCUAAGCUUUCAUGGGGCAGACAACUUUGAUGCAGCUGAUUUGACAAACUUAUUUCGAUUCCUGAUUCGAAGUCAACCAAUGAGGGCAAGAUGGCGGUGGAUCCUCCAGCAUGUAUAAACCCAGAUUACCCUGCAGUCCUGGCCCAUUUCAUCCACCUCCUCGUCUCCUUUCGCUGCUGGAAUGACCUCGUGAGAUCCGUGACCUUUGAGAACCCACCUGCCAACAUGGGUCAUCCCUGGUUCCUCCUCGGGAUGCUCGUUGACCUCGUCGGAAUUGCCCAGAACAUCCGAGCUGAGAACCGGGCCAGUUUGUUUUACUAUGAAAUGAUGAAUGUGGCUGCAACGGCGUAUGCGGUGAUUGGCAUGCCAUUUUUUGCCGGAUUAUACCACGUUUGCAUCAACACAGAGAAUCGGCACUUGAACAGGCUGGGUUUCGCCGUGGCCAUUUUGAUCACUUUCAUGCCCUUGGUGUAUUACCGGCGAAGGAAGCGACUGAGGAUGAUGUCUUGGACGAAAUACGCCAUUUUCGUUUCUCUGCUGACCAUGUUGAUCCAGGCCUUCAGGUAUGCUGAUAUCUUGACUGUCUUGGGAUGCUAUGUCAUAUACUAUGCAGUGCACAGAGUGGGGAAUGGGUCACAGAGAAGCGGAAUCUUCACGAACUACCAGAAGAUGCUGCUUUGGAUCUCUUUGGCCAAUAUCAUUUUUGUCCUCGCUUUCUCCCCUGACAAGAAUCUGAGAGCUGUGGUUGGUGAUGAAAACAUUGCUGAAGUCAAGAAGGCAACAGAAGAAGCCAUUUCAGCUGUCAUUAGCAUGCUGCCCAAGCGUCCCAGGGAUGAUGAUGAUAUAUUUGGAGACUAUGAAGCUGGCAAGGGAAAAGGUGGCAAAGGGAAGGGGAAGAGGGGCAAAGGCAAAAUGGGCAAGGGAAAAUCUCCUCCAGAUGGCGCUCAAGCUGGAAAGGGACCAAUGCAUGCUGGGAAAGGAAAGGCCCCUGGUGGCGGCAAAGGGAAGCCUGCUGCUGGAAAGGCUGCUGCUGCUGGGAAAUCUGGCAAGGGUCCUGUUGCCCAACACCAUGCUGCAGCUCUUUUGGCUGAUUAUCAUGACUACAGUGAACUUUCUAGGAGCAACAUUCUCCACAAGCAGAGGUCCUUGCCCCCACCUGUGUGGAUACAUGAGAAGAGACACAGCAUCAUCAAGCAUUAAAGCCCAUAUUCAUUUUCUAUUGCCCCGUGUGUACCCUUUUAUUUUAUUUGGUCAACAUAUUUGAAUGUUGAGCAAUUAUUCUUAAUUUCCGUAAUAAAUAAAUUCACUGAGAAACCA
Messenger RNA from Notodromas monacha, 1528 nucleotides. NCBI's taxonomy places the organism in Eukaryota, Metazoa, Arthropoda, Ostracoda, Podocopida, Cyprididae. The record is from the annotation of a GenBank genome assembly.